AUGCGCCAGUCCCGGACUCCGAAGUCGGAGAAGGCUUACCAGAGGAACUGCCAUGCGGCUGAACGCAACGCUUUCCCUCCCAGGAGCUGGAGAAAGACCCGCAGAGCUGGAGGACCAAGAAGAUUCUAUAGCUCGAAUACAGACUCCCGGUUGAUCAACGACGAUGCCUUCGGGAAAGCCCAAGAACCCGAACCCUCCGUUCUUCUAGCGAACGCUCAAACACUUCCAACAUCAGAUGGUCAAGUUGCCCAUCAUGAUCCCGAGCCCGUCUCAGCACAAGAGCCGAACCCAACGCAACCCCCAUCCGCAGACCCCCCGACGCCCAAAUUUUGGAGCCACCAGAUGUUCAAAAGCCCCGAAGGCAAGAAGAUCAUCGUGCACUACUGCAGCUCGCUCAAAAGCAGCGAGGAUGUCGCGCAGUACUUUCUAAACGACAAACACAUCGGAUUCGACAUGGAAUGGAAAGCCCAAGCCUCCGCCUGGGACAGCAUCCAGAGCAAUGUGUCCCUCAUCCAGAUCGCAAACAGAGAACGUAUUGCCCUCUUCCACAUCGCUCUGUUCAAACCCGCCAAAAAGCUCGCCGAUCUGGUCCCCCCCACGCUGAAGCGGAUCAUCGAAUCCGCCGACAUCACCAAGCUGGGUGUGUCCAUCAAAGCGGACUGUACCCGGCUCCGCAAGUUCCUUAAGAUCGAUGCCCGUGGCAUCUUCGAGCUCAGCCAUCUUCAUAAAUUGGUUAAAUAUUGCCAGUCAAAUCCUAAACUUAUCAACAAACGCGCGGUGAAUCUCAGCGAGCAGGUCGAAGAGCACUUGGGGUUACCUCUGGAGAAAGAUGGAGACGUCCGUUGCAGUAACUGGGCGGUGGCUUUGAAUUAUCGCCAGGUACAAUAUGCUGCGUCCGAUCCGUUCGCAUGUAUGUGCUUGUUUGAUACCAUGGAUGCGAAACGCAGAGCCCUUGACCCCAUGCCGCCGUUACCGGCUCAUGCCGAGUUGGACUUGCCGAUUCGCAUAGUGCAUGAACCUCCGGUGAAUGCAGACCCGAUUGACGUCGAGGUCAUUAAGCCGUAG
Molecule: messenger RNA, 1065 nt
Organism: Aspergillus heteromorphus CBS 117.55
Lineage: Eukaryota; Fungi; Ascomycota; Eurotiomycetes; Eurotiales; Aspergillaceae
Product: 3'-5' exonuclease
Exons: 2
Coding region: 1-1065 (354 amino acids)
Biological process (GO): nucleobase-containing compound metabolic process
Cellular component (GO): cytoplasm; nucleus
Molecular function (GO): 3'-5' exonuclease activity; nucleic acid binding
Source: RefSeq, a predicted model, not a curated record